This is a messenger RNA of Olea europaea var. sylvestris, 720 nucleotides long. RefSeq lists its product as uncharacterized. The transcript is spliced from 3 exons. The coding region runs from base 1 to 720 and encodes 239 amino acids. NCBI's taxonomy places the organism in Eukaryota, Viridiplantae, Streptophyta, Magnoliopsida, Lamiales, Oleaceae. The record is from RefSeq and is a predicted model, not a curated record.
AUGGCGCACGGGAAGGGAUAUCGCCAAGUGCAAACGCUGUUUGGACAUUUGCUGCAAAUCGUGGGCCAUUAUUUCAAGCGCGUGCUUCGUGCCGUCGGUGCGCUGGCAGUAGACAUGAUUCGACCUCAUGAAAACUACAACCGUGGCGCUGCAAGUCAUCACCCCGAUCCACAGCGAUAUCCGUUGUUUCAGGCUGAAAAGGGGUGCCCACUCAAAACGUCUUGGCGGCUUGCGAUUUCAACUUGUGCUUCACAUUUGUGUUGCCGGGAGCAUGGGCCCACGCAGGAUAGCCGUAUACUAGCUCACGCGGUGCAUAGUUCGGACAUACACUUUCCGGAACCGGAUGACGGGAAAUAUUACUUGGUGGACUCUGGAUUUGCACAUCGGUCGGGGUACAUGGCACCGUACAAGGGGUCGGAUGUACGUUAUCACUUCCAAGAAUUUCACGAUCAUGGUGGCGGCAGACGUCGAUUUCGUAAUGCACGCAAGAGGAUGCUUAGUUAUUCAUAUCGAGCCCAAAUCGCUGUGGUCGUGGCAGUAAUGGGAGUCCAUAAUUUUCUGCGAUGUAAAGAACAGCUCGAUGAAGGAUUCCGCAGGGCCGAUGAAGUUGACGAUGAGGAAGUCGAGGUUGAGUUACCCGAUGAGGAAGAUAAAGCUGCAGCGGAAGAGAAUGCCGUUGCGGACGAGAAUGUGUCGUGGACCAAUUACGAGAUUACAUAG